GCCCGCGGUUUACAAAAACUACUGCUGGAGUAACGUUACGUGAAUUAGUAAAAAUAUCAUUAUUUCUACCUUAACUAACCUGCUGGAAUGGUGUCAAAGUUGUGCUCACGCCACGGUAACGUCAACUUGGAAUACAGUGGUUAAAAUUGCAGUAUAGACGCUGUAAUUUCCGAUCCAAACACCGCACGGCAUCAUCGUUUUGUUUGUUUCACGUUAGCAGAUGGCUAGUUAGCCCGGAAGCUCAGGGGAGGUAACGUUACCUUGUCAACAACCGUCAACUGAAGCUGCUGUGGCCUGGCAGAAAACACAAGCUGCUGAGUUUAUUCUUACGUGUUGAGCUGGAUAACUAACAGCAAUGCCGCUGUCAUCUGAGGCUCGUUUUGGGGUCAGCCACAGCAGCAGGGCUAAAGGAGAAACUAUCUGUGUGGUGCCCGCCCUCUACUCUGGUCUACUGGAGGAUGACUUCAACCUCAAUAAGUCCUACCCAUGUUCUCAGAGACCGAUGUACAAGAAGAACCUUUGGGCCUUGCACCGUCGGAAUGAUCGUGGUUCUUUGAUAGGUGAAAAUGUGGAUGUUUGCACGUCCGUUGCAACAAGAAACCUCCAAAUCUCUAGUUUACAUCCUGGCUCCCAAGUUUCUGCUGUCUCCCUGCCACACCCGGCCACUGUGUCAGAGACAGAGGAAAACCUGUUCAGUCAGCUUAUCUCUGAAGAUUUUGGCCUGUCUGAAUCUCCAUCUGCAAUCAACCCUCAUAAAGUCAUUUUUACGGUUGACCAUAAAACCAGAAAGAUUUUGUCAGCAAAUGAACAGGCCUGCAAAAUGUUUGAGUGCCUCACCAAUGAAGUGAUUGGAAAAAAGCUGUCCUGUAUCUUGAAGAAAACAAGUCAGGUCUUGGAAGAAGCGCUGGAAGAAGAUUUUGUGCUUGUGGAUGGAACUGUUGCCGCUGUGUCUGGAAAAGUGGUGGAUGUUGUGACAUCAUCUGGAGAGGUGCCGGUGUCAGUGUGUACCCACAGAUGGUCAGAAGAUCAGGAGCCGUGGCUAGUAAUGAUGGAGGGUGUGGAAAGGGUGUCAGCUGUUCUGUCCUUUUCACAAGAUGGCAGCAUCCUAACCUGUGACUUGGCGUUUGCCCAUCUCCAUGGAUACCACCAUCCAGACGAGUUAAAAGGGGUGUCUGUGAAGGAGCUAAUCCCCUCUUUACAAAUCCCUCUGCACAGUAAUGCGUUGCCAAAAAUGCUGAGGGUUCAGAAAGUUUGUGGGAAAAGCAGAGGGGGUGCAUCAGUCCCACUGUGUGUCAAACUUCAGGGGGCAGUGGCAUGUGGGAGACCCAAAAACAAUGGGACUGGUUUCACCUGCCCAUCAGAGAGUCUGAAAAGAUCAAAUACACCGGACAAUCAGCCGCUCUCUUCUCUCAACUCAUCUGUGUGCAAGUCAGAAGGCUCAAAUCCCAAAGAGCCAUCCUCUGAAGGCCCUGCGCUGGAGUACUCUGGAACAGUUUGGGCGUUCGCUCCUCUCAGCAGUCUCCUCCUGCUCCGCCCUGACGGCUCGAUCUACAGCAUCCACAACCAUCUCGCCCUCAGACUGUUUGGAUACGACAAGGACGAGCUGAUGGGAAAGAGUGUCACUUUUCUGAUGCCCGGCUUCUACGGGUGGAUGUCUGACCCGGACAGAAAGGCCAUCUCCUUUUCCGAUUCUCAAGCAGAGGCUGAUCAAAGUAAAGCCUCAUCCAAAGUAUCAGGGAAAUAUGACCCCUCGUCGCUGGUGGCCGGUGACAUGGCCAUGGUGCAUCAGGCGGUCCUGGAGAGAACCUCCAGAGGCAGAGGACGGAUCUUCACCGGGACGGACUGCAGGCUGGAGAAACCGGGGAACACUUUGUCAACUCUUUCUCCUCCUGCUGUCACCUCCACGCGAGUCCUCAUGGCUGAUGACACCACAGAGCUGAUGGAUGAGGCGGCCCAGGUCGCUCUCUGCACUAGCCAGCAGGACAGUAAAGAUACCACUCAGGCACUCCUCAAGACAUUUGCCUUGGUGGAACCUCCAGAAGAAGAGACUUACUUUCUGGUUCCCACUGAACCACCACACCGAGAACAGCCGCACAGCAGUGAAGUUCAGAAAAAUAAUCAUCCUGUCAUCAAGGGGGUCCGAGACAGUCAGGGUGGACAUGCUGUUUGCAGAGUUGAUGACCCCUCUCCUGAUGUAGGCAAAGACCCCCGCUCAUGUGCCUCUGUCCUGCAGGACUCCAGCUUUGAGGUCAUCUCCCUAGAGAGCAGGUCUUCAUCUGGCUUCUGCGAAAAGUUUGCCGGCCAUUGUGGUUCUGAUCCGGGCCCGGCGGAGGACUCUCGUUCAGCACACAUCGUGGACUCAGCCAGCUGCUUCCUGGACCUGAACAGCAGCGGGGAUCUGGUGACCCGGGCCCUCGCCGACUUAGAUCUGAGCGCCAGUGUAGAGCUCCUCAGCGGCGGAGGGUACGAUGACGAUCACCAACACCCCAUGAUAUCCUGUGACACAGCCGAGCUCCUGCGUACCCCCUCCCCAUGCGUGGUAGAGUCCGACCGCGAAGAGGAGCCUGGGAACGCUGAUGUAGAAGCCAGAAACGCAAGUACAGAACGAGAAGAAAACAACCAGGGCGAGCAGGAUCAGUGGGGAGCUCUGUCUUUAAUUCAAAAAGAAAAGGGCCAAGAGUUCUGCAUGCCAAUGAGCGGUGGGACUCAGUCCAUGACGGACAUUCCUUCCACAUCUACUCCUAAGAAACAGAAGGGGAACGGACACACCGUUUCCUCGGACACAACACAGAUAGUUGAGGGCCGAUACGAAGGAUGUGCGUACCACAGAGAUGGCACAAGAGUAGAUGUGCAGUGUGAUGUGUGCAGGACUGACCUCUCUGAUGGGAGCUCCAUGUUCUGUGUGUGGAUGAGGAGACCUGGCCUGACCGGGACACUCAUGCAGACAGAUCGAUCACGGCACAACCAAUCAGGAGCCAGUCUUGGAGAGAGAAUCGGGGAGGCUUUACACACCACCAUGGACCUGGAUCAGUCUCGAGCCUGUGACGGACAGUUUGAAGAAGUGUACCAGCCUCUUAAAGCUGUGGGUAAAGGAGCCUUUGGUUUUGUUUGGAAGGCAAUAAGGCGCUGUGAUGGACUAGAAGUGAUAGUGAAGUUCAUUAGCAAGACCAAGAUAGUGAAGGACUGCUGGGUGGAUGACCCGAUGCUGGGGCGAGUCAGCCAGGAGAUCGCCAUCCUGACACGAGUUCAGCACCACAACAUAGUCAAGGUGCUGGAGGUGUUUGAGAACGGGAGCUACUUCCAGAUGGUGAUGGAGAAACAUGGAGAUGGCCUGGACCUUUUUGAGUUCAUAGACAUGCAGCCACGGCUGGAUGAGCCCCUGGCCAGCUACAUCUUCAGACAGCUGGUGGCUGCCGUCUUCUAUCUGAGGUCUAAGAACAUCCUUCACAGGGACAUAAAAGACGAAAACAUCAUCAUCGACAAGUGUUUCCACAUCCGCCUCAUAGACUUUGGCUCUGCUGCCAUGAUGGCUCCAAGAAAGCUCUUUUACAAUUUCUGUGGCACACUGGAGUACUGCUCCCCGGAGGUGCUUCAGGGAAAUCCCUAUGAGGGUCCCAAGCUGGAGAUGUGGUCUCUGGGUGUGUUGCUCUACACUCUGCUGUUCAGUGAAAACCCUUUCUGUGGUGUUGAAGAGAUCCUGGAGGCCAAACUGAAGCCUCCGUUCCCCCUCUCUCCAGAGCUGCAUGAUGUGUUGUGUGGGCUGCUGCACCCUGACCCCGCUCAGAGGAUGACUCUGGACCAGCUGCUGCUGCAGGCCUGGAUCAGCCAGCCCAUCUCCAUGGCAGAGUACAGCUGGACAGAGGUGGUGCCUGAAUCCCAGUGCUACUCAGGCUCACCACAGCACCCGGACUCUGGCCCUGAAGCGUUCGUCGGUCAAGGCUUGUUCCCCGAUGGACAUGAUGAGACUCUUCCUGAUGAUGAUGAGGAGGAGGAGGAAGAUGAGGAUGACAGGUUGUCAAUGGUGGCCCUGGAAACAGAGCUUCAGAAGUACCUCCAUGAAGAUUGAAAACCGAGUUAAAAGGGAGUGUCAUCCCGACCAUCCGUCCAACCUUUUAAUGUGCUGUAGUGCAAAGAGGACAUGAAGUGCAAAAUGAAGAAAUGGAUUAGUCCGAAGACAUAAUCAUACACUACCGUCCAGACAGUAGUCUUUUAGAGACCAAUGGACUUCAUAUCAUUAUGAAGAUGUUUAUCAAAAUGUCCUUGUUUGACAUAUAAGUCAUUUCUCAUAGCAAAACAAAGCAAAACCAUCAUGAUGUAUGUUUUUUUCCCUUUUAAUUUAUUCUUCAAAUUUAGAAAAAGGUGAGGCAUUAAAACAUAGUAAUGGUUAAAUGGGAUCCAGCUUUGCCACCCAAACCGACAAGUGAUCCCAACCUUGAGUUGUUUGCCUCAGAGGAACCACACAGAGAACUGGAUGGAAGUUAAAGGGAAUUGUUUUACUGAUUUAACUUCUGUGUCUGUUUUAUGUUGGUGAUUUUUACGUGUUUUUAUCUAUACUUCUAAGUAUAUUUACAAUAUUUUAUCUAUUUAUACAUACAUUAAUAAAUAUUUGACCACAAAUGUUAUUCCUUUUUAAAUAAUUAAAGGCUCGUCUGUUGA
This is a messenger RNA of Trematomus bernacchii (emerald rockcod), 4656 nucleotides long. It is a transcript of the gene pask, whose product is annotated as PAS domain containing serine/threonine kinase. Gene Ontology annotation, biological process: negative regulation of glycogen biosynthetic process; protein phosphorylation; regulation of DNA-templated transcription. Gene Ontology annotation, molecular function: ATP binding; protein serine/threonine kinase activity. The transcript is spliced from 21 exons. Gene Ontology annotation, cellular component: cytosol; cytoplasm; nucleus. The record is from RefSeq and is a predicted model, not a curated record. Lineage: Eukaryota; Metazoa; Chordata; Actinopteri; Perciformes; Nototheniidae. Bases 356 to 4066 code for a protein of 1236 amino acids.